UCUCUUUUAAUGUUAACAUAAAUGUAAAAUAAUAUGUGAAAGCGGCCCGAUCGAUAUUAGAAAUAUUAAAACCUGUCCUCGAAAUUACCGGUAUGCGUGUGAAGCGAGACCUCUAGAAAGAUACUUAAAUAAUUGCAUAAAGCCACUGUGUAUGCACGACGGUUGACAGCAGAUAUCUCAACCUUUAGAUAAACGACAUGAAUACCAGUUAACGGAACGUGAAUUAAAUUUCAAAUCGAAACUUAAUAAAUAUCGAAGCUAAAAAAUUAAACGAUGCACGUAUAUAAAAGUUAAAUUCUAACAUAAUAGACGAAGCUGUAAACAAGAUGGGAUUAUCUGUGCAAUUAAUUUUGCUGCUGGGAAGUUGUUCCGUCACCAUGCAACAGCCGACUUUAUUCAGAAACACGUACAAAGGUCUUCGCGGAAUUGUUCCGAAGGCUAGACUUCCCGACGACGAAAUGCGGGCGGCUUAUUUUCACGAUCAAACCGUCGCCGUAAUCGAUCUCAGCAACACCAAUCAGCUGGAAAAUUGCAACAUCGUCGAGGUCUAUGAACCUUCCGAAGUUAUGGAAGUUUUGAAGAAUUUAUCGACUGAAAUUAAACCACAAGAAGUAUCUUUCAAUGAAAUGACGACACUUAUGCGUCAAUGCGAACUUUUAGAAGAGAUGCAAGAAGAUGCAAUAUCCACAUUACCGAUUGACGCAACCAACAGAUCGAAUAAACCCAGCAUUAAUCCCCUCAGUUUGCUUUUUGGUAUUCUACCUGGAACAAAAUGGUGUGGCACAGGAGAUAUCGCUGAUAACUAUCAUGAUUUGGGACGUGAGGCUCAAAUAGAUAGGUGCUGCCGAAGCCAUGACCUUUGCCCAGUAAAAGUCAGAGCACAAAAAAGUAGAUAUAAUCUGACCAAUAAUUCUAUUUAUACUAAGUCCCAUUGCGUUUGCGACGAGAUGCUGUAUCGAUGUUUAAAGAAAUCUUAUCAUCCAACGGCCGAUGUUAUGGGACGUAUUUAUUUCAAUUUUUUAAGAGUACCUUGCUUAGAAGAUGUGCCAAGCAGCCCGCAAGGGUCUGAAAGAAGAUUCAGAGAUGUGAAAAUGGAUUACUGAGCUGAGGACCAUAUUAUUAAAGCUUGAUUGCCAUCUGCAACUAAAAGGUAAGAAAAAAAACAAUUAUGCCAAGUGUGAAAUGUUAGUGCGAUCGUUGAAGGUGAAAUAAAAAAUCCCAUCAUGUGUUUAGAAUUAACUAAUGAAUAAUAGAAUUUAAGAAAUUCAGAAAUUUAUGGCUGUCGUAAAAAAAAAAUACUACACAUUUACCUACAAAUACAUGAACCGGUGAACUCUCUCUCUAUAUAUAUAUAUAUAUAUAUAGAGAAAGAUUGAGCACAAAUAUAAUUUAUAAGUGUUAUUUAAGAAGUAAUUUGUUGUUCAAUGAGUCAAGUACCAGUUUUUUCAAAUAUGUUGUAUUGAAUUAUAAAAAAGUAAAU
Neodiprion virginianus is the source of this 1480-nucleotide messenger RNA. RefSeq names its product group 3 secretory phospholipase A2. The coding region runs from base 327 to 1103 and encodes 258 amino acids. NCBI's taxonomy places the organism in Eukaryota, Metazoa, Arthropoda, Insecta, Hymenoptera, Diprionidae. The transcript has 6 exons. Gene Ontology annotation, biological process: arachidonate secretion; phospholipid metabolic process. The record is from RefSeq and is a predicted model, not a curated record.